UCUUCACAUCAACCAACCAAUUGAAGCACAAACACAAGCUCUUCCAAUAAAUACAUACAUAUAAGAAAGAAAGAACCCACGCUAGCACAAAUAAAAAGAGCCAAAUUUCAGAAGAAAAAAGAGUCACUUGAAGGUUCAAUGGGCGAGGAAGAGAAAAAAUUAGAAGAAAGCAAAGAGGAGAACAAAAAAGCAGAGGAACCAAAGAAGGAAGAAGAGAAGAAAGAGGAGAGAAAAACUGAGGAAUCAAAAGAUGACAAAGAAUCUAAGGAGAAAGUUGCGCCGUCAGAAAUCGUGCUUAAAGUGUUCAUGCAUUGUGAAGGUUGUGCUCGCAAGGUUCGUCGCUCCCUCAAAGGAUUCCCAGGGGUCGAAGAUAUACUCACAGAUUGCAAGUCUCACAAGGUGGUUGUGAAAGGAGAAAAAGCGGAUCCGCUGAAGGUUCUAGAGAGACUACAGAAGAAAAGCCAUAGAAAGGUUGAACUUCUCUCUCCGAUCCCAAAACCACCCACGGAAGAGGAGAAAAAACCCCAAGAGGAACAAGAGAAGCCCAAACCAGAGGAGAAGAAAGAAGAGCCUCGGGUUAUCACAGUUGUUCUGAAAGUUCACAUGCAUUGCGAAGCUUGCGCCCAGGAAAUCAAGAGACGCAUCGAGAAAAUGAAAGGGGUUGAAUCAGCGGAAGCGGAUCUGAAGAAGUCGGAGGUAAGCGUGAAGGGGGUGUUCGAGACAGCGAAGCUGGUGGAGCACGUGUACAAGAGGACAGGGAAGCAUGCAGUGAUAGUGAAGCAAGAGGCAGAGAAGAAAGAAGAAGAGAAGAAAGCAGAGGAAGAAGUUGAGAAGAAAAUGGAGAAAGGGAGUGGCGAGGGAGAAGAAAACAAGGAGAAAAAAGAAGGAGGAGAGGGUGAAGCCAAAGCAGAAGAGGCAUCCACAGUGUUGGAGGUGAAAAAGAGUGAGUAUUAUUACAACCCACCACCAAGGUAUGGUGGCAUGGAGUUCUAUGCAUACUCUGGACCAGCGUACCCUCCUCAGAUCUUCAGUGAUGAGAACCCCAAUGCCUGCUCUGUCAUGUAAAAAUGGACCAAUGUCAGGGGUAAUAGCGGAAGUUUGGGGGCAUUGCCAUAUCCUGAGAUAUCAUAGAUGCCCUCAUUCUUCUUCUUCUGUACUUUUCCCGCAAUAUAUCAAAAAGUUAAAUCAAAUCUACAGAUAAGCUGUAGAGUUUUGUAAUGCCUAGUACCUUUUUUUAUUUAUAUUAUGUAUAUGAAAAAUAUAAGUAAAAGUAAUUACAGUUCUUUUUUAUUAGCA
Messenger RNA from Glycine soja, 1296 nucleotides. RefSeq names its product heavy metal-associated isoprenylated plant protein 7-like. NCBI's taxonomy places the organism in Eukaryota, Viridiplantae, Streptophyta, Magnoliopsida, Fabales, Fabaceae. The transcript is spliced from 5 exons. The coding region runs from base 139 to 1065 and encodes 308 amino acids. The record is from RefSeq and is a predicted model, not a curated record. Gene Ontology annotation, molecular function: metal ion binding.